Messenger RNA from Drosophila novamexicana, 2841 nucleotides. RefSeq names its product protein GPR107. The record is from RefSeq and is a predicted model, not a curated record. The transcript has 7 exons. Bases 239 to 2422 code for a protein of 727 amino acids. Gene Ontology annotation, biological process: transport. Gene Ontology annotation, cellular component: membrane; Golgi apparatus. Lineage: Eukaryota; Metazoa; Arthropoda; Insecta; Diptera; Drosophilidae.
CUAACUAGGAAUUUUAUUGCGUGCAACAAGACGACAAACACGAAGCAAAGAUAUCGUUUAAGUGUGAAUAAUUGUAUUUGCAACAGCAACGCAAGCGCAGCAAAUCGAACUUUAAUUAAUUAAAAUCGAAGUCACAUUAGUUUUUAACUGCGUUGGCAUAUCCAUAUCGAUUUCGAUACAUGCAAAAAGUGCCACACAGGCGACAGGGGCGCAGGCAAAAUAAACAAGAGCAAGAAAAAUGCGUGCGCUAACGCCAGCGCACAUAUUAAAUAUUAAAUCAAUAUUUGUCACACUAAUCGCAGCACUGCUCAUUGCACCAAAUGCCGUUUUCUCGCGCAAACAUCACCUGGAAGUUCGCAAUGAUAUGCGCCCGUAUAUUGCGCUGAGCACCUUUGGCUUCUACACAAACGGACAUUUGGACGUGCAGCUGAGUCAGCUAACAGUUGACGAUGAGCAGUCGACCGAUUUGUUUGGCCUGUCGUUGGACAAGACGACCAUUGAUCAGCUUAAUCCGUACCUGGACUCGCAUCAAAAUAAGUGCAUACUAGAGGAGCCGCCGUCCAACCAAAAAAGUGGCCCAAUUCUGUUUUUUGUGCUGGAUCUGAAGGAGCUAAAAGUACGUGUGCAAUGCUCACCGGAAUGGGCAAACAAGCAUAUCUACAAGGAUGUGAUGUACCGUCGCAAGCGCAACUCGCAUGUCGCAAAGGUCAGCGACACUGCGCUGUUCAUGCAGCAGCGUCGCCGUCGCGAUGUGAUGAACGUUGAUUCGGACGAAGUCCUCGACAUGGAUGAUCAUUCGGUUGAGGAACCUAUGCAACCAGAGUUGGAUGCAGCUGAAGCCAAGCUGAAUGGCGAACAGCCCAAGUUGUCGUCGCCCAUUAUGCCUGGCAAAAUUAGCGCAGCGCCAAAGGUAGAACCUGCCGUUUUGGAGCCGAAAGAGUCUGCAGUACUUGAGGAAUCCAAAAAGGUACCUGUGCAACCAAAAGUGGACAAUGCAAGUGCUUCAUCAGUUGUAGCAGCCCCACAAGCUGGCCUUGAUGCCGCCAAGGCGAGUGGUGUGCUCAGCGUCAGCAACGAAGCAGAAGUUGAGGCCGGUGCCAAAGCUAUUGGCGACGCUGGUGCAGUUGUCGCCGCAUCAUCUGCCUCGUCUAGCAGCAACAACAACAAGAAGCUCGAUGAUGCCGAACUGGAACCAGCGCUUCCGGUGGACAGUUCUCGGGGCUCUGGGUCUAACUUUUAUGAAUUCAACUCCUUCAGGCAAUCGCAGGAAGAGCUGUGCAAGAAUUUCACGCUGCCACUCAUCAAGCAAACAGUCGAUGGCACCAACUACUACAGCUUUACGUUUUCAAUGUUUGUGGCCACGCAGCACGAUGAGGGAUUGUACAAUUUAUACUUUCACGCCUGUCCCAACUAUGUUAACCCCAAGAUGCUGUCUUUCAAUGUGGACAUUGAGGAAAACAACAAUGGCAACUACUUGUCGGCGGGAGAAAUGCCGUUGCCGGCCUUGUACUUUAUGAUGAGUCUGCUAUUCUUUUUGUCAGGAUUAUUCUGGGUGUUCAUCCUGAAGAAGAGCAAGCACACUGUCUACAAGAUACAUUACCUUAUGGCCGUUCUCGUUUUCCUAAAGUCGCUGUCUCUUAUGUUCCAUUCAAUCAAUUAUCAUUUCAUUGAGAAACGUGGCGAGCAUGUGGAAACCUGGGCGAUACUCUACUACAUAGCGCAUCUACUGAAGGGUGCCGUGCUUUUCAUAACUAUUGUGCUCAUUGGCACCGGCUGGACAUUUAUCAAGCAUAUACUCUCCGACAAGGACAAGAAGAUCUUCAUGAUUGUCAUUCCGCUGCAGGUUUUGGCUAAUGUAGCGCAAAUUAUAACGGACGAAUCGGAUCAAAGCGACGCCGAGUUCCGCACCUGGCACAACAUUUUCUUCUUUGUGGAUCUGCUAUGUUGCGGCGCCAUACUGUUUCCAAUAGUGUGGUCCAUCCGCCAUCUGCACGAGGCGUCCGCGACAGACGGAAAGGCGGCAAUUAAUCUUCGCAAGCUGAAACUUUUCCGCCAGUUUUAUAUAAUGAUCGUCUGCUACAUUUACUUUACGCGCAUCAUUGUGGACUUGCUACAGAUGACGGUCGUCUUUCAAUAUGCCUGGCUGGACGAGAUGUUCCGCGAAAUGGCCACAUAUGUUUUCUUUGUGCUCACGGGCUACAAGUUCCGCCCAGUCUCAUCGCAUCCAUACUUCACAGUGCCCGAUGACGAUGAAGACGACGAGGUGGAGGUUGUCACCGAAUCUGGCCUCACCGCGUCGGUGCAUCGCGUUAAGCCGCUAAAUCGCUCGGCCCAUUCCAAUACCAUCACCAUUAUCGAGGGCAACGAUGAUGAGCGCGAGAAUCUGAUUGCGAAACGUGAAUCAAGUCAUGAAUACGAUUAGAUCGUUUAGUCGCGCUACACAGAUAGACACAUACACAUACAUACAUAUAUAUGAUUAGGAUUUAUAUAUAUAUCUAUAUAUAUAUAUAUAUGGUAUACUGGUAUUUAUAUAUACAUAUGUAUAAGAUACGCACUUAACUGCAAUCUUACUGUAAGCAAGACGAAUUCCAACUCCCGCCAGCUGUUGCAAAACGGGUAUUCGGUUGGGAUGGGUUGAAUGAUGUUUAGUUAGUAGUCUGCCCCGCUCCUCGAUUUAAAAGAAAAAAGUGCCCGUCCAACCUAAACGCACGUGUAAAUAAAAAACGUUGCUUCGCGCAAUCCCACACUCCCCCACAUAGCCAACAACCAGAUCGAUGCUUAACCGAUUCGUUUUAAGGCAAUAAUGAAAUAAUUUUAUUGAAUAUACGAUACAUACAUAAA